Molecule: messenger RNA, 966 nt
Organism: Sinocyclocheilus rhinocerous
Lineage: Eukaryota; Metazoa; Chordata; Actinopteri; Cypriniformes; Cyprinidae
Product: vesicular inhibitory amino acid transporter
Exons: 1
Biological process (GO): amino acid transmembrane transport
Cellular component (GO): vacuolar membrane
Molecular function (GO): L-amino acid transmembrane transporter activity
Source: RefSeq, a predicted model, not a curated record
GCGCCGCGCUUCCCCUCACUGGGAGGCCACGUCGUCAACGUAGCCCAAAUCAUCGAGCUAGUGAUGACCUGCAUUUUAUACGUCGUCGUGAGCGGAAACCUGAUGUACAACAGCUUCCCCAACCUCCCCGUGUCCCAGAGGUCUUGGGCCAUCAUCGCCACCGCCGCUCUUCUGCCUUGCGCCUUCCUCAAGAACCUCAAAGCCGUGUCCAAGUUCAGCUUGCUCUGCACCAUCGCGCACUUCAUCAUCAAUGUCCUAGUGAUCGCAUACUGUCUGUCCAGGGCGCGAGACUGGGCCUGGGACAAGGUGAAGUUCUACAUCGACGUCAAGAAGUUCCCCAUCUCCAUCGGCAUCAUCGUCUUCAGCUACACCUCGCAGAUCUUCCUGCCCUCGCUGGAGGGGAACAUGCAGAAGCCCAGCGAGUUCCACUGCAUGAUGAACUGGACUCACAUCGCUGCCUGCAUCCUCAAAGGCCUGUUCGCCUUGGUGGCUUAUUUGACGUGGGCCGACGAAACCAAGGAGGUGAUCACCGACAACCUACCAUCCAGCAUCAGAGCCAUUGUUAACAUCUUCUUGGUGUCCAAGGCGCUGCUUUCGUACCCGCUGCCGUUCUUCGCCGCCGUGGAGGUCCUGGAAAAGUCUUUCUUCCAAGAAGGAGGGCGUGCGUUUUUCCCGGAUUGCUACGGGGGCGACGGGCGUCUCAAAUCAUGGGGGCUUUCGCUCCGCUGUGCACUAGUUGUGUUCACUAUGCUCAUGGCUAUUUAUGUACCGCACUUCGCGCUCCUCAUGGGUCUGACGGGAAGCCUGACGGGCGCGGGUCUGUGCUUUCUCCUCCCCAGCUUAUUUCAUCUCAAGUUGUUGUGGAGAAAGCUCUUGUGGCAUCAGGUCUUCUUCGACGUCGCCAUAUUCGUGAUCGGGGGUAUAUGCAGUAUUUCCGGCUUCAUCCAUUCCGUCGAGGGCCUCAUC